CAUGUUGUCGAUGCGUCUGUCAACCAAACAUGGCGUCUGCUUCGGUAGGUGCAUGAGAGAAAUCGUGCCUUAACAUUGCGUGUUCUCGUACUAAUGCCUAAUGUGCUUCGAUCGUAGUAUCUAAUUCUAUAUUUAUGCUUAGAACGAGAUAUAUAAAGAGAGAUUUCUUAAUCAAGGAAGCUGAAAUAUCUCGUUAGACUAGCUCGUUGGAAGAACGUUACUGACAUUCCUUAGAGAAUUACCGUACCCUUACUGAUGGAUGACGAUACUAUAGCCUUCGGGGAGGAGGAUGAUGCUGUUCAUAAUGAUAAACUCAAGCAUCCAUACGUCACCAUAUUCCAUCUUGCAUUUAGAAUAUCAGCUAUAAUAGUUUAUAUGAUGUGUCAAUUAUUUUCAAAUAGUUUUAUUGCAAGUUUCGUCGUUGUCGUAUUACUUUUGUCCAUGGACUUUUGGACCGUUAAAAAUAUAACCGGAAGACUGAUGGUUGGACUUAGAUGGUGGAAUUAUAUUGAUGACAAUGGAAAGAGUAAUUGGGUAUUUGAAUCUAAAAAGGGUCCCCAACAGAACCGUAUUAACAUAGCAGAGGCACGUAUCUUCUGGUUGGCAUUGAUACUGUGCCCACUUUUGUGGUCAGUAUUAUUUGUUACAGCAUUGUUUCGUUUAAAUUUUCAAUGGCUAUUACUCGUAUGUAUUGCAAUCAUUUUAAACGGAGCUAAUCUUUAUGGAUAUGUGAAAUGUAAAAUGGGAAGUAACCAGUAUAUCUCAACAGCUACCAGUGAUUUCUUUAAGAAACAAAUCAUACAAAAUGUUGCAUCUAUGAUGACGAGAAGCCCACCAACAAAUAAUCCAAAUCAACAGACUAAUGUAAUAUAAGAUACUUUUUGUAAGUAUGAUGAUGUAUAUGAUAAUUAAUAAUUCCGUAAAUGUGUAUUGGAUGAAUGAUGAUAUAUGCUUGUACAUAAUAAUAUUAGGUAUUAAAAUUUAAGUGCUAUGUAAUAAAAUUAUUAUUUCACAAUGAA
Vespa mandarinia (Asian giant hornet) is the source of this 1019-nucleotide messenger RNA. RefSeq names its product putative Golgi apparatus membrane protein-like protein CG5021. Gene Ontology annotation, cellular component: Golgi membrane. NCBI's taxonomy places the organism in Eukaryota, Metazoa, Arthropoda, Insecta, Hymenoptera, Vespidae. The record is from RefSeq and is a predicted model, not a curated record. Gene Ontology annotation, biological process: protein secretion; vesicle-mediated transport.